Messenger RNA from Anisakis simplex (herring worm), 1065 nucleotides. NCBI's taxonomy places the organism in Eukaryota, Metazoa, Nematoda, Chromadorea, Rhabditida, Anisakidae. The record is from the annotation of a GenBank genome assembly.
AUGGUACUGCUGUGCGGAGAAAUAACAUCGAAAGCGAAUGUAGAUUAUCAAAGUGUGGUCAGAAAUGCUGUCAAGCAAAUUGGAUUCGACGAUUCAAGCAAGGGAUUUGACUAUAAAACAUGUAACGUUUUGGUGGCAUUGGAGCAACAAGCACCAGAAAUUGCGGCUGGAGUACAUGUUAAUCGUAAAGAUGAGGAUAUUGGCGCCGGAGAUCAGGGCCUUAUGUUCGGUUACGCAACCGAUGAAACCGAAGAAUUAAUGCCGUUAUCGUUGGUUCUAGCACAUAAGCUGCUAGCCCGUUUGCAUGAGCUGAGACGAAGCAAUACUCUGCAGUGGGCUUUACCCGACUCAAAAUCGCAGGUAACAGUUGAAUAUAAAUUCGAUAAAGGUGCAUGUGUACCAUUGCGUGUUCACACAAUCGUAAUGUCGGCACAACACAAGGCAAGUUCAUCACUCGAACAAAUUCGAUCGGACUUAGUCGAGCAUGUCAUUAAGGCAGUGGUACCAGAGCACUUGUUGGACGAACAAACUUUAUACUACUUGAAUCCGUGUGGCAGUUUCAAUAUCGGUGGACCACAAAGUGACGCCGGUUUAACGGGGCGUAAAAUUAUCGUCGAUACGUACGGUGGUUGGGGCGCGCAUGGUGGCGGUGCUUUUUCGGGCAAAGAUCCGACGAAGGUUGACAGAUCGGCGGCAUACGGAGCUCGAUGGGUCGCGAAAUCGUUAGUUGCUGCGAAAGUCUGCCGACGAUGCCUUGUUCAGGUUUCGUAUGCAAUCGGAAUUUCACAACCGCUUUCAAUCAUGGUAAUCAGCUACGGCACAAGUCCGCUAACCGAGGAGGAACUUCUAAUGAUCGUAAAUGAUAACUUUGACUUGCGACCAGGAAUGCUGAUUCGGGAAUUGGGCUUGAGAAAGCCAAUCUUCGCCGCAACAGCGCGUAACGGACAUUUCGGCAAUCCCAAAUUCCCAUGGGAGAAGCCCAAAGAAUUGGUGAUACGCCCAUACCUGCUCGAGAAGAUCAGCCAGGCUUCUUUGCCUAAAGUUGCUCCAACUGCGGAUGCUUGA